UGUUCUCAUUUUUUUGUAAACUUUUUACAGAUUAAAAAUCCUCUAAUUCCCACAUACUUCACAAAUCGAGCUCUGUGUUACUUGAAGUUGCAUCAAUGGGAAUUAGCUUGUCAAGAUUGCAGAAGAGCAUUAGAUAUGGACAGCACUUCUGUAAAAGGUCAUUUUUUCCUUGGCCAAGCACUUUUAGAGUUAGAGAGUUAUGAUGAUGCUAUCAAAUAUCUUCAGAGAGCAAGUGAUUUAGCAAAAGAGCAACGACUAAACUUUGGUGAUGAUAUUGCUAGCCAAUUAAGAAUGGCAAAGAAACGUCGAUGGAAUGUUUUAGAAGAACGUAGAAUUCAACAAGAAAUUGAACUACAGACAUAUUUAAAUCAACUUAUCCUAGAAGAUAAAGAAAGAAAACUUUCAAGACUGAAGGAAAAUGGAGUAACUGAUUGCCAAGAAUUACACUUAUUAGAAGAAAAACAAAUGAAAUAUUUAACUGAACUCAACUCUUUAUUUGCAAAAAUUGAUGACAGAAGAAGAAAGCGUGAUGUUCCAGACUAUUUAUGUGGAAAAAUAAGCUUUGAAAUAAUGAGAGAACCUGUGAUAACACCAAGUGGCAUCACUUACGACAGGAAGGACAUCGAAGAACAUUUACAGCGUGUCGGUCACUUUGAUCCAGUGACGAGAACACCUCUCACUCAAGAUCAGCUCAUCCCAAAUCUUGCAAUGAAAGAAGUGGUAGAUACUUUUUUGGGUGAAAAUGAAUGGGCAGUUGACUAUUGAUGACCACUGGUACAUCUAAAUCUUAUUUUUAGCUUUCAUAUCAACAUUCUAUGAAUAUUGAUAUGUAAAGAAAGAACUCGACGGUCAUUUCUACAGCUAAAAUAUUUGAUCGUCACUGACAUCAAAAAAAAAAAAAAAAAAAAAAAACUGGUGCUUUGGAAUUUAUUGAAGUCCAUCCACGUGACAAUCUUUUAUUUCAAGUUAAAGUAAAAAAUAUCUACAGAGAAAAUUUGUCUUCUUCCCCAUGGCAGAUCCCAUUUUUUCAAACGUAGAAUUUUAUUUUAAACAAAAGGAUUUAGAAAUAGAAGGCACAUUGUGGGAGUUGUUCCUGAACAAUUAAAAUAAAAUUGACAAUGCUAUUUUAAAGACAGAAAUCAUGUUUUCACAAAGUUUAAAAAUAUUUUUAAUGGCUCUUCUGGUUACGACAACAAAACAAAAACAUUGUGGCAAAAAUAAAAUUUAUUUUAGAAAAAAAAUCUAAUUAAAAUCUAAUUCACCAAUUUAUUUUGUUUAUUACAAAUAGUGCAAAUCAUAGCACUUAAUUUUCCUUUUGUUCAUGAAUUCAUUCAAUUCCACCAACUUUGCAGAUGGAUUAUGUCAAAAUAAACUGCUAAUUUUGGACAUGUGUUAAUACACAAUAUAAAUUUUGGUAAUUGUAAAGUGUGUAAAAUAAAUUGAUGUACUUAUUAAA
Molecule: messenger RNA, 1456 nt
Organism: Centruroides sculpturatus (bark scorpion)
Lineage: Eukaryota; Metazoa; Arthropoda; Arachnida; Scorpiones; Buthidae
Gene: STUB1
Product: E3 ubiquitin-protein ligase CHIP-like
Exons: 6
Biological process (GO): proteasome-mediated ubiquitin-dependent protein catabolic process; cellular response to misfolded protein; protein polyubiquitination
Cellular component (GO): cytoplasm; Z disc
Molecular function (GO): protein-folding chaperone binding; ubiquitin protein ligase activity
Source: RefSeq, a predicted model, not a curated record